Molecule: messenger RNA, 2168 nt
Organism: Prorocentrum cordatum
Lineage: Eukaryota; Dinophyceae; Prorocentrales; Prorocentraceae
Source: the annotation of a GenBank genome assembly
AUGCAACGGGAUCGGAAAGGGUGGGUUGGCCAUCUCCCUCUGUCCUUUGCCCGCAUUGGCUCCGGCAACCCUUCUGGCCAGGCAUCCCAGAGGUGCGCCAGGCCCCCUCCCCUAAGAGCCUCGCGCGCUCCGCGACCAGGGAUGGGCCGCAGGUCUUUGCUGCCAGGGAGGGCAUGCGAAGGGCCCGGCCGCGGCCCUUGCGCCAGGCGCCGCCGGGCCAGCGCCGCAUUCCUCCUCGCCGUGGUGGGCCUAGCAUGCGCUGACGUGGCGGUCCUGGGAGCAGCACCGGGCUCGGCAGCUUUCAGUGGUGCGGGGGUCGCCGUGAAGUUGUUCCUCUUCCUCGUGCUCGCGGUCGUUGGCUUGCUUGCGUUCAUCUUCGUCGCUCAGUUUGCGGUCUGCAAGCUCAUUGUUGAAAGCAUCAAGGCGUUCGAUCAAAAAUUGUUGGGCGUGGACGUCGACUUCGGGAGCGUAUAUUUCAAUCUCUUCACAGGGCGUGUCUCGUCUUCAGGCUUCAGGAUAUCAAACGUGAAGGGUUACAAAGAGCCGUAUUUGAUGAUCGCGGACACGUUCAUUUUCGAUCUGAACGUGAGCAAGUUGUUCAGGUCCAAGGGCAGCGAUAUAGAAGUUGAGGAGUUCCAGCUCAAGAAUGUGGAUGUCAUUCUGGAGUACGAGGGGGGCUUCAUGGGGAUUGGGGGCAAGUCAAAUGCAAUGGCAAUCUUGGAGACAGUGCAGAGCCAUUUGCCAAAGAAGCAGGAGACGGACGGUAAGAAACCCGAAAAGCCAUCGGCAAAACCGUCUGGCAGCGCGGGCACGGUGGAAGAGAAGACGUCGUCUAGGAAAGUGACCGUCCGGAAACUCUACAUUGUUGACGUUGGUGCGAAAGUAUCAUUGGACGGCAAGUUCGGUGCACGCAAUGCAUGUGCCGACAUCACAUAUGAGAAUUUUAGUGCUGAAACCGCCGAGCAGACUGGGGGAGGGGCCCUGAAAGAUAUCCUUAUCGUCAUCUCGAAUUCGCUUCUGAAGAGUAUCAUGGCCAGCGUCAAGGGGAAGGCGGCUGCAGACAAAGCGUAUUGAGCCUGAGCCAGGAUAAGGUCAUUUACCCGGUUCGGCUGCAGGGGAUACGCAGGGUCUCUUCGAGAUGCAAGGCAACUCGUCGGGCCAUGAUGCAGUGACGUCAAUGGCGCAGCUUUUGUCAAGUCGGAAAGUCCACGACCGUUUCGUGGCCAAGGUGCAGCCAUCGCAUAUUGCCCGUGCCUGGUAACCUGUACCCGUCUUUUGAGACCCCAAACAUAUUUGGAAACUACUUAUCUUAUCUUCUUGUCGGACUGGGGCCCCACCAAGAAUGGAAAAUACUUACUUCUCCGCAGCACCCGCCGCGCAACAACUACGAUUACGAUUACGAUUAUUAUUUCGACUACAACCAAGACUACGAUUACGACUUGAAUCAUGAUUCCAAUCACGAUUACAACCACGACCUCAAUCACGACCACAACCACAACUACUGAUUCCUGUUGCAAUCCUCAUGAGACGAUGCUUACACAUCCUUUCGUGUGUAGGGUCGCCCACAGCGGAUUAUUUUCUGGGAGAGAGAACCCCCAGCAUUAUCGAACCCGCCCAACAAUAGAGGGAAAAUCAUGUCCGCCGUGACGACGACGACGAUCACGAUUCAGCUUCAAGUUCCGACUGGUUAUGAGAGAAUUGGUGGUGCCUGCCGCGCAAUCGGUAUUCAAGUGAUAGGUAGACACGUCAAUUCUUGACGUUUCGCGUACACCUCCCGAGCAGGGAAAGGCAGGAGGUUGGAAAGGGAAACGCCCUAGACCACCUGCGCCCAGAGGGCUGGUGGGAUUUUUUAUGAGCCGUGUCGCGCUUGAUCAAGCCAGCAAUCGUUAGGACACCUUCGAGCGCGAGCAUUGUAUCUGGCAGCCUCCAAUAGAGACUGCCGUAUAAUCGUGCCAUUUUUACACCACACCGCAGAUGAUCAGGUCCCCUGUCGAUUAGUUCAUCGAUGAUAAUUUCUAAGGACAAGAAGCCUUUCCGCUUCCAGUCUGCUGUGCGCAGUUCGACGGGGAAUGUCUGGUGGAACCAGCCUCCCCGAGAGUGUAAAGUUCUGUGUUGUAGCUCUUGUGGCGCAGUGACUGUUGGCCAGAGGCAGCCCGCUGGUGAGGAAA